CCCAUUUCAACCCCAGGACCUGCCAGUCAGCACACUUGACACUCGUACUUUGGUCUCGCCCAACUUGCAUCCGACAUCUCAGGCACAGUUUAAUCCAGGAAAGCUGUCCUGUCUUGAUUCUCGUCACUGCACCAAGAGGUACCAGCCUGCGAAAGAGCUUCUACGUGUGGUGCUCAACAAGGCUCCAUCCACGACCCUGUUGCCGUCGUCUCCAGCACGCAUCAGCGUGCUUCCCACAGUGUCAGAACCAUGCCACGCUCACAAAGUCCCUUUACGACACGAGUGCAUCAUUACAGAUCGCCACAUACGCCAUACGCCACUGCCUAUGAGAUAGGCCUCCCCGAUGCACAGAAUGCAUACGUGUUCAUCGGCGGGCUGGGGGACGGCCCGCACACAGUCCCUUACCCGCGGGCUGUUGCCAAGCAUCUGGAGAGUCUGCCUGACCUGAGCUACUCCGUGUUCGAGAUCCGGAUGAAGAGCUCCUUCGACGGCUGGGGCUGCUCCAGCCUUGUCCAUGAUGUAGAAGAGAUCUCGGCGCUCGUCAAGUAUAUCCGCGGGCUCGGCCGGCAGAAAAUUGUACUCAACGGACACUCUACUGGUUGCCAGGACAUCAUGGAGUACAACUCGCCUGUCCACAAGGGUAAGUUGACCCCUGUGGAUGGCUAUAUCCUGCAAGGACCAGUAUGUGACCGUGCAGCGCUUGCGCUCGAGAUUGGCAUUGGCAAACUGGACGAGAGUGUUGCUGCUGCCAAAUCCCUGAUUGAGAAUGGCCGAGGGCUCGAAUGCGUGCCUCGCGACCAUGUACCCGUAUUUAUGCGGAACACCCCCAUCUCGGCAGAUCGCUGGCACGCUCUCGCGGCUGUAGAUGGCGCGGACAACUACUUCGACCCCGACCUGCCGCAGGACGUUGAACAAAAGUACUGGGAGAGUGUGGAAAAGCCUGUUCUGAUCCUGCAUUCUGCAGAAGAUGAGUUUGUCCCGACGUCCUUGGAUAAAGAGGCGCUGGUGAAGCGCUGGAUGGCCUAUUGCAGUCCUGGCAUUGCCAGCGGGCUGUCAGGAACUAUCCCUGGCGCUAGCCACCGUGUCGGAGCGCCGGAAGCCGAAGAGUGGUUUGUCAAAACUGUGGCAGCCUUUCUGGGAAGCCUGGAAGUCCGCGAUAGCAAGAUGUGAGAGGUUCUGCCAUCACAGUGUCAUCCCUGGGCAAGAUUUAGCGGCAACAUCGCCAUGUUUGACUGAGAUGCGCUAGCGCAGCUUUCUACCGAGCUCAUAUCCGCCCACCCAGGGUGCUACCCUAGAUGCGCAGGGUAGUCCCCGAGCAAGCUGCCAGACUAAGCUAGACUUUGAGCGCGUCUCCCGCAUUACGUACUUUAUGAAUGGCGAGGCUGACUGCUCUGUUGCUUGUUUAAAACGGCAGCCCUUACCUAAGGAGGUAUCGAGGCCCAACCUUUGAAGUCAAUCGCUCAAUUCACAUUUGACCACGGGCUAUACCGCGGCAAGUUGAAGUCAAGACCUUGCA
Messenger RNA from Microdochium trichocladiopsis, 1516 nucleotides. RefSeq names its product duf1749 domain-containing protein. The record is from RefSeq and is a predicted model, not a curated record. The coding region runs from base 250 to 1170 and encodes 306 amino acids. Lineage: Eukaryota; Fungi; Ascomycota; Sordariomycetes; Xylariales; Microdochiaceae. The transcript has 3 exons.